Acanthoscelides obtectus is the source of this 336-nucleotide messenger RNA. NCBI's taxonomy places the organism in Eukaryota, Metazoa, Arthropoda, Insecta, Coleoptera, Chrysomelidae. The record is from the annotation of a GenBank genome assembly.
AUGAGUACUACGACAUACUAUUCACUGUACAUGCAAUUGUGUCAUGUAACUGAAGAGGUGUUGAAAAACCAGCUUCGACAAUUUGUGACUCGAAAUCCAGAAAAACGAGAAUUUCCAGUGCUGGACUUUGUGCUAGAGAAAAUUACAAUACCUGACGAAGUAUUCAAUUGGAUUACCAAUGCCCACAGUUGCCAUCCCCACGUGCUUUCCAGUGUAAUAACAAAAAAGAAACAUCUAGAUUGGGUGGUACAGGAAACACUGCAAAGUUUAAAAGAGAGAGAUUAUGAGGUUUUAAGCAUCAAAGAAUUUGGAGACCUACACACCAUCAGCAUAUGA